AUCGAUCUAAUCAGUGGCUCUCGAGCGCGAACGCAUCGGCUCUUCUCAUUUUACUUCUCGGAUACACACACUUGCCUCCGUUGUUUAUCGCUCGAUCGGUUCUAAAUGGCGCGGUACGGAGCUUGGCUCGGGUUCUCGGUGGUGCUGCUCCUCGUGGCUGGUGCGACUCGAGCCCAAGAGGACGAUGGGGUGCACUACCCUCGCUCGUGGCUGAACGUCGACAUAAAGCCCAUCGUCAACAACGAGAGGCUCUUCAGGAAGUACAAGGAGUGUCUCCUUGCCGACAAGACCAACGGAUGUCCCCGCGACGUCGUCGAGUUCAAGAGAAUCCUUCCCGAAGUGCUGGAAAACACGUGCAGCAAGUGCCUGCCCGAGCACAUAACCAAGGUCAAGGAGGCCCUGGAGUACAUCUGCCAAAAGCGGCCCGCCGAUUACGACGAGGUGAGGAACCACAGGGACCCGACUGGCGAGCUCCAAGCCAAGUUUGCCGAAAAGUACGGCAAAAUCAACUGCUGACUUUGAUCGUUAUUCACAGAGUCUCGAAUUUGCUUUUUAUUUAUUUGUUUAAUCACUUGAUUAUUAUUGUGAGUUGUACUUAAAAAAAAAAAAAAAACCUACGUAUGUCUCAUUCAACUACCAAAUAUGCUUUUAGUUUUUCAUGAAAUAUUUCAGUUUUUUUUUUUUUUUUGCAGUGUAUUAAUAGACGCGAGAAUAAAAAAUAGUUGAGAAAGAGUUAAUAUCAUUGUAAAAGUUAUUUGUGAAACGUAAUAUACGCAGCAUUGUGCAUUUAAUUGAUUUAA
Messenger RNA from Copidosoma floridanum, 800 nucleotides. Its product is annotated as allergen Tha p 1-like. The record is from RefSeq and is a predicted model, not a curated record. Lineage: Eukaryota; Metazoa; Arthropoda; Insecta; Hymenoptera; Encyrtidae.